Messenger RNA from Rhodofomes roseus, 2008 nucleotides. RefSeq lists its product as uncharacterized. Lineage: Eukaryota; Fungi; Basidiomycota; Agaricomycetes; Polyporales; Fomitopsidaceae. The coding region runs from base 138 to 1751 and encodes 537 amino acids. The record is from RefSeq and is a predicted model, not a curated record. The transcript is spliced from 5 exons.
GUUGUUACUACCAUCAUUCGCUCUUCAGCUGCGCUCGACACUCGCGUUAAUCUUCGAACAACCCUCGUCCCUGUACAGUGUACAAAGCAAGAUACCAGAACAGUGCGGAGUUCGUUGUGCGGCCGGCGACUUGACGAAUGGAAACACACCCGACGAUGCACCGAGCUCUGACCAUCCAGGAGCUCGUCCGCUUGAUCGCUGGUGAAGUUUACGGCAAACAUGCGUUACGCGCGCUGGCGCUCACAUGUCGCGCAUUCCACGAACCCGCCUUGGAUGGCCUGUGGUUCUUUCCGGACGAUGGAUUGGUCAACCUUGUCAAGGUAUUGCCAACAGACCUAUGGGAAGUCGCGGGGAUGUCUGAGACUGGACAGGAGACACUGACGGUCAGGGAGCCUACGAGGCCGACCACGCAACUUGACUGGAAGCGCUUCGACUUCUACGCACAUCGAAUCCGAGAACUUCGUGUCAUUACAAAUCUCGACAAAUCGGAACUGCCUCGCACUCUCUCGGCGAACCUAUUCCGUUGGCUUGUCUCUGCGCGGCAUCCCCAUCGCCUGCUGCCUAACCUGCAAUCCCUGAUAUGGAAGGCGGAAGGAGAAUCCGGAUACGAUGACUCUGCGUACAUGCUUGUUGGACCACACCUCGUGAAACUGAACCUAGACUUCCGUGACUCCUGCGAAGUGUCCGACGAACAUCCUCCCACUGUAUUGCUUCGCUGUGCUCAGCGUUGCCCAGACAUACGUAACAUGUGUUUCGCUGCACCUCCACUGGCAGACGAAGAGCCUAUCCAGGGUGGGGUCUUCGCUCCGUUCAAGAUGCUGACGACACUCAAACUACGCUCGCCUCUGACACAUGAUGUUCUCGUCGACUUAUCCACUUUACCAAAUCUCGCCUACCUUCAAGUGGAUCUCACUUUUACGUCGGACAUCGAGGAUGAGAUCAUUCUUCCUGGCAGAGUGGCAGUGUCAUUUUCCUCUCCUAACCUGACUUUCCGCACACUGGUGUCCCUGGAUCUCAACAUGCCCGUGGAUGUCGCUAACACGGUGAUCUCCCCGUACCGCUUUCCUCAACUUCAAAAUUUACACCUGAAAGCGGACCGCGCCACCAACACGGAGACCCUCAGUGAGACUUUCGAGCUCAUUCGCGAACGCUGCGAUCAUACCGGGUUGAACGCCAUAAAGAUCGAUGGUGGCGAGCAUGCAGGAAGGGAUGAAAUGGGUGCGCAAGCCAUCACCGCAGCGUCGUUGACCCGCUUGUGCGUCUUCCGUCACCUGCGUGUGCUCGAGAUCUUCAUCGAGGCAUGCAUCGUCCUCGACGACAACGCAGUCAAGGAAAUGGCCAGGUCGUGGACCCAGCUAGAAGAGCUCUCCCUUGUGAGCAUGGCCAAGUACCCCUGGACUACCCCGACUGCGAUGACGCUGUCAGGCCUCGCACAUCUCGCUCGGUACUGCCCCUCGCUGUGGCGCUUAGAAAUCGAUGUGGACACGGACCCAGCCACUGUUCCCGAGCCCGUCAAGCCCGGUGGCGGCUUCCGUAAUCGAGUGUUGAAGCGGAUCCAAGUGCCCCGGUGCCCCGCACUUGGUAACUGUGCAAAGACAGGCGCUUUCCUGCAUGCGAUCUUCCCCAACCUCCGGUGGAUCACCGGUUCGAAAGGCUCACAAGCUCGAUCUUGGGGAUUAGUGCAGGAGGUUAUCAUUGGUAUUCGGGUCGCGUCUGAGUGGGAAAAGGGUGCUGGAUCGCAAGGGGAUUGAAGCUGACAUUGUCAUGUACGAGUCUUAAGAGUCGUGCAAGCUGCAGACUCUGUACUAGAACGAGCAUUUCUGGAUGAAGCUAUAACAAAUUCCUUGUUCUCGACUCACUCACGAUGACCUAGGUACUAGAGUGACUUCAUCUAUGAUAUGCCGUGGAGAAAUCCUGGCACAAUUGUGUUGUUCUAUGCGUCGAUGACGAGCAGGUCACAGGCAGCUGAUACCGUUUGCAACCAAGUCGAGGUGUACUGUCUACCCUU